Impatiens glandulifera is the source of this 736-nucleotide messenger RNA. RefSeq lists its product as uncharacterized. The record is from RefSeq and is a predicted model, not a curated record. NCBI's taxonomy places the organism in Eukaryota, Viridiplantae, Streptophyta, Magnoliopsida, Ericales, Balsaminaceae. Gene Ontology annotation, cellular component: nucleolus. The coding region runs from base 179 to 736 and encodes 185 amino acids. Gene Ontology annotation, biological process: maturation of SSU-rRNA from tricistronic rRNA transcript (SSU-rRNA, 5.8S rRNA, LSU-rRNA). The transcript is spliced from 3 exons.
CUCAUUUUCAUCUCCAUAAAGAAGAUUUAAGCAAGGAAGAACAAGCUAAAUCGGAAGAUUCUGUAGAUUUUAAUCGACUUGACAGAAUCGCGAGUUCGAGAUCACCGCGAUUUAACAUUGAUACAAGUUUCUUCAACUCUCAAAUACUGGGGAAGAGAUAGUCCAACUAAGGUUCUAUAUGGCUAAGGAUAGCAAAGCUAAGAUGGGCUUUCAGAAUAGUGCAGAUUCUAAGAAAAAUUGCAAAGUGGUUAUUGAUUCUUUAGAUGCAGAAAAUCGGCUUGUUGCCCACGUAAAAGUUGAUACCCAGGAAAAUGGUGUUCUUGAAGGAAAAGGUCUCCGUGAUGUGGGUGUAGAAGCAACACCAUUGAAGAUUAAGAAAUCGAGGAAGAAGCGGGCUGCAUCUGAUAUGGGUGCCUUGACUACAGAAAACUUGGAAGAUAAUGGUCAUGGGACAGAAGUAGAUGGAAGCCAAAUCAAAGAUGAUUUGAAGGAGCCAACCAUGGGCGAGAAACUUGCAAGCUUAAAUAUACUAGAUAAGUCUAUUGAUAAAAGUGAAGAGGAAAAAGAUUCUAAUAAUCAAACAAAGCCACCUAGUGCGAAUUCUAUGCACAUCCUAGUUAGACAAGCGCUGCAAGCUGAUGAUCGAGCACUUCUCUUGAAUUGCUUGAAUAUUCAAGACGAGAGGGUUUGUUUCUGUUAUUCCUUUUCAUUUCUCUUUGAGCCUCCAGUUGGAUAA